Messenger RNA from Trypanosoma conorhini, 1308 nucleotides. Its product is annotated as hydroxymethylglutaryl CoA reductase. The transcript has a single exon. Gene Ontology annotation, biological process: isoprenoid biosynthetic process; sterol biosynthetic process; coenzyme A metabolic process. Gene Ontology annotation, molecular function: hydroxymethylglutaryl-CoA reductase (NADPH) activity; protein binding. Bases 1 to 1308 code for a protein of 435 amino acids. The record is from RefSeq and is a predicted model, not a curated record. Lineage: Eukaryota; Euglenozoa; Kinetoplastea; Trypanosomatida; Trypanosomatidae. Gene Ontology annotation, cellular component: peroxisomal membrane; endoplasmic reticulum membrane.
AUGUUUCGCAAGGCAAUCCCUCUGGCGUGUAGUGCGGCGAAAGUUCCAUGGAGUGAAUUAACUAAUGCCGAACUUGUGGAUGCUGUGAAUUCCCGCAAAAUUCAUUUUUACGGUCUCGAACAGGCAUUGCAGCCGAAUUACAAGCGUGCCAUUGAGGUGCGUCGUGAGGUGGUCUCCAGAGUUGCGUUCCAGCAGCCAGACGGUGAGAAGAAGGAGAGUGCCCUGCAUAGUAUUCCUUUUGAGAAUUAUGACUGGGACCGGGUUGUCGGUCAUAAUUGCGAAAAUAUUAUUGGAUACGUGCCAAUUCCACUUGGUAUUGCCGGGCCUAUUCUCAUGGACGGUAAAGAGUAUCCUAUCCCUAUGGCCACAACGGAGGGGGCGCUUGUGGCCAGCACCCAUCGUGGCGCCCGAUCGAUAACAAAAUCCGGUGGGUGCAAUACGCUCGUGUUGGGUGAGGGCAUGACAAGGGCCCCUGUGGUGGAACUUCCAUCUCUGGUGGAGGCGGGAAGGCUUCACAAGUACUGCAACGAAAAUUUCUCCACAUUAAAAGAGGCUUUUGAGUCCACAACGCGGUUUGGGAAGCUGAAUUCACUGAAGUGCGUGUUGGCAGGACGAAAGGCGUACCUCCGCUUCCGCGCGACCACGGGCGAUGCAAUGGGAAUGAACAUGAUUACAAAGGGCGUCGAUAGAGCCAUGUCGUUGCUGCAGCAGCAGUUCCCUUCAAUGAGGGUUAUCGCCUUAUCGGGCAAUUAUUGCACUGACAAGAAGCCAUCCGCGGUAAACUGGAUUGAAGGACGUGGAAAGUCGGUCGUCGCGGAGGCCACCGUGCUCGCCGACGUCGUUGAAGAAACCCUAAAGUGCACAGUUGACAGCCUUGUAUCACUCAAUGUUGAUAAGAAUCUGGUUGGCUCAGCCAUGGCGGGGUCUGUUGGUGGAUUCAACGCCCAAGCUGCGAAUGCCGUUGCUGCCAUUUUCCUUGCCACUGGACAAGACCCAGCGCAGGUGGUGGAGUCGUCCACGUGCCUUACAAGCAUGUCAAAGGUGGGCAAUGAUCUUCUCAUCACAGUGACAAUGCCAAGCAUUGAGGUCGGUACAGUUGGGGGUGGCACAGGACUGGUGGCGCAGCGAGGCUGCCUAGAGUUAAUGGGCUGUGGCGGUUCGAGCAAGGAAACGCCGGGUGAAAAUGCACGGUUGCUCUCGCGUGUCGUCGCCGCAGGUGUACUGGCAGCUGAGCUUUCCCUCAUGUCCGGCUUGGCUGCGGGUCAUCUCCUUGGCGCCCACAUGCGCCUGAAUCGUAAGCAGAUCUGA